GCGUCCGCCGGAGCCGUAGCUGACGCCGCCUUGGCACCCCUCCUGGAGUUACAAACUAAGGCCGGGGGCCCGCGGCGCUCGGCGCGCAGGCCGCCCCGCUCCCUGCGUCCGUUUCCGCGUGCUCUCAAAGACGACAGAGGCACUGGGUUGGGCUUUAUCUGUUUCCUCCGCUUCCCCGGUGUUUCUUUCUUUUUAAAAUAAUAAUUAUUAUCUCAAUAAUUAAAGCCCAUCCCCCUCCCCUCCCCCCAAUCCCUUCCCCCCAACCCUCCCCCCUUGCCCACCAGGGCUGGGGAGCGCCACGAAUUGACCAAGUGAAGCUACAACUUUGCGACAUAAAUCUCGGGGUCUCGAACCAUGUCGCUGACCAACACAAAGACGGGGUUUUCAGUCAAGGACAUCUUAGACCUGCCGGACACCAACGAUGAGGAGGGCUCGGUGGCCGAAGGGCCGGAGGAAGAGAGCGAGGGGCCCGAGCCGGCCAAGAGGGCCGGGCCGCUGGGGCAGGGCCCCCUGGACGCGGUGCAGAGCCUACCCCUGAAGAACCCCUUCUACGACAGCAGCGACAACCCGUACACGCGCUGGCUGGCCAGCACGGAGGGCCUCCAGUACUCCCUGCACGGGCUGGCAGCCGGCGCGCCCCCCCAGGACUCAAGCUCCAAGUCCCCAGAGCCCUCGGCCGACGAGUCACCGGACAAUGACAAGGAAACACCCGGCAGCGGGGGGGACGCAGGCAAGAAGCGGAAGCGGCGGGUGCUCUUCUCCAAGGCGCAAACCUACGAGCUGGAGCGGCGCUUCCGGCAGCAGCGGUACCUGUCGGCGCCGGAGCGGGAGCACCUGGCCAGCCUCAUUCGCCUUACGCCCACGCAGGUGAAGAUCUGGUUUCAGAACCACCGCUACAAGAUGAAACGCGCCCGGGCCGAGAAAGGUAUGGAGGUGACGCCCUUGCCCUCCCCGCGCCGGGUGGCCGUGCCCGUCUUGGUCAGGGACGGCAAACCGUGCCACGCGCUCAAAGCCCAGGACCUGGCAGCCGCCACCUUCCAGGCGGGCAUCCCCUUUUCGGCCUACAGCGCGCAGUCACUGCAGCACAUGCAGUACAACGCCCAGUACAGCUCGGCCAGCACCCCCCAGUACCCGACAGCACACCCCCUGGUCCAGGCCCAGCAGUGGACUUGGUGAGCGCCGCCCCUCCGAGACUUGCGGCCCCAGGCCCAGGCCCCACCCCGGCGGCGGCGGCGGCGGCGGCGGCGAGGAGGCCUCGGUCCUUGCGGUGGUUAUUAUUAUUAUUAUAAUUAUUAUUAUGGAGUCGAGUUGACUCUCGGCUCCAUUGAGGAGGCGCCGGGAGGUUGCCUGCGUCUCCUUGGAGUGGCAGAUUCCAUCCACCCGGCUCUGCCCCCGUCCCUCUCUCCUUUUGAACCUUUGGAGAGGGCUGAACUCUAAGCCGUGUUUACAGAAUGUUUGCUCAGCUUCGCUUCUUUGCCUCUCCCCGGGGGGACCAAACCGUCCCAGCGUUAAUGUCGUCACUUGAAAACGAGAAAAAGACCAAUCCCCCAUCCCGCUUUCGUGAAUUUUGUAAAAUAUGUUUGUGUGAGUAGCGAUAUCGUCAGCCGUCUUCUUCUAAAGCAAGUGGAGAACACUUUAAAAAUAUAGAGGAUUUCUUCCUUUUUUAAAAUAAGAAAAUGCUAAAUAUUUAUGGCCAUGUAAACGUUCUGACAACUGGUGGCAGAUUUCGCUUUUCGUUGUAAAUAUCGGUGGUGAUUAUUGCCAAAAUGACCUUCAGGACCGGCCUGUUCCCCCUCGGGGCCCAACUCCUUUCUUUGUGGUUUGGUUCGGUUUGGUUCGGUUUUGUUUGGGUUACCCCUGCUUUCGUUUUUUUUUUUUUUCUUUUUAUUUUGUUCAGUGCAAACAUUUCUCAAAUAUGAAAAAGGAAAACCUGAGUAGGCAGGAACCCCCUGCCCUGUCCUCCGGGUCCUGAGCCCGGGAACUUGGAGCUCAGCGGUUCCGCGCAGUUCCUCAAGAGCGCCGGGCGCUGAAAGCUUUCGAUUUUUUAAAUAAGAAUUUUAAUAAAAAUCCUGUGUUUAAAAAA
Propithecus coquereli (Coquerel's sifaka) is the source of this 2083-nucleotide messenger RNA. RefSeq names its product NK2 homeobox 2 (gene NKX2-2). Gene Ontology annotation, biological process: regulation of transcription by RNA polymerase II; cell differentiation. Gene Ontology annotation, molecular function: RNA polymerase II cis-regulatory region sequence-specific DNA binding; DNA-binding transcription factor activity, RNA polymerase II-specific. The record is from RefSeq and is a predicted model, not a curated record. Gene Ontology annotation, cellular component: nucleus. The coding region runs from base 355 to 1176 and encodes 273 amino acids. Lineage: Eukaryota; Metazoa; Chordata; Mammalia; Primates; Indriidae. The transcript has 2 exons.